Actinia tenebrosa (Australian red waratah sea anemone) is the source of this 1802-nucleotide messenger RNA. Its product is annotated as coadhesin. NCBI's taxonomy places the organism in Eukaryota, Metazoa, Cnidaria, Anthozoa, Actiniaria, Actiniidae. The record is from RefSeq and is a predicted model, not a curated record.
CCUACGGAUCAAGAGAGGUCAAGCCCACUAGUUUCUAGUGGAAGGACGAAAAAAUAGCGAAAUAUAGUUUGUAGAAAAUGACGCUGACAAGAGUUCUUCAGAUUCUAGUCCUAUCUUCUUUAAUAUUCGGAUGUUUCUCCAAUUCUCAUAACAUACGAGAUGAAUUUUCAAGAAAAUUUAGACGUGCUGCACCUUCUGCUGAUGCUGCUGGAAAAGAUCCUUGUAAGAAUCCAAUGGACCUUUUAUUCGUGCUCGACAGCUCCGAAAGCGUCGGUGCAGCUAACUGGGAGAAGAUAUUAAACUUCACGAAGAAAGUUGCCUCAAAAUUUGACGUCAAAUACACACGUUUUGGUGUCAUCCAAUAUCACUCUAUCCCAGAGGUUCCUAUCGUUUUAAGGUCGUUCCACGACAACACAACCUUGGAUGAUGCUAUUGGAAGUAUCUAUUACAAGCCAGGAUCCACACGUACCGACCUAGCCAUCACUAAAGCAGCCGAGGUAUUCAAUACAUCUCCUCUGCGAAAAGCAAGUCGAGUUGCCAUAUUUGUCAUCGGUGGUCGGUCCACGGAUCUAUUUGUUUCCAAAGGACAGAGCAUCAAUGCAACAGACUUAAUUAAAGAGCCAUCAGCUGCGCUGCAUGCUGCUCAUGUUGCUGUAUAUGCAGUUUCUGUUUCAGAGGGUCUUCCAGCAGCGGAAAGUACGGCCUUCAAGGCAGAGCUCAAUAUCCUGACCAGUAAUCCUCCACUUGACCACAUCUUUGAAAGUACUACUUUUGAUGAUCUGCUUUCUACUAAACCAGCUGAAGUUGCCAAGAAAACCUGUAUCGUUAAUGGCGGUAUGUCAGCCUGGUCAGCCUGGUCUACCUGCAGCGUCACGUGUGGAACUGGAACAAGAGUGCGCAUGCGUACUUGCAACAACCCAAAGCCUAAUAACGGUGGAUUACCUUGUACAGAAAGCACUGUUGAAACUGGAGAAUGUAGCGUCCAACCCUGCCCAGGACAUGGAUCUUCUAAUCCCGGAAUUACCACGGCACCCUCGGCCUCGUCGUCUUCAAAUUCAACCCUCCCUUCUUCAUCAUUAAUGCCUAAUGCAACUAACCCAUCAUCAUCUGGCAAUUCCUCUGCUCUUUUUCCAAAAAACCCAAAUGCAAACUCUACUAAUCCACAAUUGACCAAUGGAUCAUCAACGCCAUCUUCUCAAAAUGUGACUUUGCCACCUGAACCGUCAACUCCAAAUGCUACAAUGACUCAAAUCCCUUUGCCGUCAAACUACACCCCAUCGACACCUGAUGUUAACAAUACCUCUCCAAUGCUACCAAAAUAUAACCUCACAUCGUUAAUCUCUAAUAAAACCCGACCAUCUACGAAUAACCCGGCAGUUCCCAAGCCAGAAGCAGAGUCCCCAUGGCCAGCUACGUCAAGCAGCUGUAAACCUAAUCAGCCUGCUUCCUAUGGCUACCCAGAUCUCAGAACAUGUGGCAAUGGUUUUGAACCCAUAAGCUUGUCGCCUCAUCAGCUUUCUGCCUCGUCAACUUACUCCAAAGAUACUGGUGACAAGAUCAUUCAGUUCCGACAUGCGCCUUACAACGGCAUCWUAAACAACACACAGAAUGCAGGAGCUUGGUGUGCCGAGCAUCAGUUCGCUGUCAGUCAAGACGCAAACCAAUAUUUUUCAAUCGACCUUGGUACACCAACACUCAUUGGUAAGGUGGCCACACAAGGUAUGGAGCACUGGGACAACUGGGUCUACACAUAUGCUCUCAARUAUAGUAUUGACAAUAUCAACUGGAAAAAUUACCCAAGG